CACACCAACCACGUCAUAGCCACACCUUAACCUCAUUAAUAUCUCAAUACUUUCUUCACUAUAUAUAUAUUCCAAAUGAAAAUCAAUAAGCCACCAAAAUGAGAAACCUACGAUUACAAAGAACUUUCACAAAAGAAAAUGACACAAUUGGUCAAAUAAAACCAAAGGGUCGUUGCAAAAACCACCCAAAACACAACCAAUCACCUGGUGUUUGUUCUCUUUGCUUGAAUGAAAAGCUUAUUCAACUUUCUUCUUUUGGUUCACAUAGAAGAACAAGAACCUUUGUUGCUAAUAUUAAUGAUGGUUCUAAUUCAAGUUCUUAUGUUUCUUCAUUGUCUUCAUCUUGUUACUCUUCAUCUUCCGUUUCUUCUUGUGCUUCUCCUUUGCAUUGUUUUUGUUUUAAUAGCGAGGGAAAAAGAAGCACCUCUUUAUCUAUCUUUUUGCUUAGUGGUCAACAUGAAAUCAUAAAGAGCAAGUCGUUUUCAAGAAGAAAAGAUGUUAUGCAUGGAAAUAAAAGAUCAUGUGGAUUUUGGUUCAAGUUUUUUGGUGAUAAAAGAAAGAAAGUUGAAGGAACCUAAAGAAAAUAUAUAGGUUCGUUCUAUGUGUAUAGCAUUAGAGAAACGAUGACCUUAGCAAGCAGAAAUUGACCAUGACCAUUACUUUAAUUGUUUAUUAUCAUUAUCAUGCUUAGAAUAUAAUUUAGAUUAUCUAAAAUAGUGUUACGAUAUUUUUUUUUUAUUUUUGUGAAUAUACUUUUUGUAAAUGUUAUUUUAGCGUUAUUUACUUUUUUUAAUUUGUGCC
This is a messenger RNA of Medicago truncatula (barrel medic), 801 nucleotides long. RefSeq lists its product as uncharacterized. The transcript has a single exon. Bases 99 to 578 code for a protein of 159 amino acids. Lineage: Eukaryota; Viridiplantae; Streptophyta; Magnoliopsida; Fabales; Fabaceae. The record is from RefSeq and is a predicted model, not a curated record.